AUAUUUGCCCUACGUCCUGAUGAGUCUGAUUAUUCCAAAUCGAUAGCCAGCUAGCAGGAUAAUACUUAGUACUAGUUCAUUUCUAUAAUUACCUUGCAGUUUGAUUGAUUAUCUUUAAUCACCAGUAGUUAAACUCUUCCAUGUGCAUGGGAGAUAUUUUUACCAACUGGCAUAGAAUAUGUCUGAUGCCGUGAAAGACUGGCGGCAGUCGGCAGACUUAUGACCAGGGACACCGUGCUGCUGCUAUGUGACAUGCAGGAGAAGUUCAGGACUAACAUUGUGCAUUUUGGCAGCAUUGUGAGCAAUGCAGCCCGUCUCUUACAGGCAUCUCAAAUCCUGGGCAUCCCAGGCAUCCUUACAGAGCAGUACCCCAAGGGACUGGGACCCACCGUGCCCGAGCUGGGGGCAGCAGACCUGACAGCUCAUUCCAAAACCCAAUUCUCCAUGAUCACCGAAGAGGUUAUAAAGGAAUUGAAGACCCUCGGAUCUCCCAAAAAGGCCAUCCUGUGUGGGAUUGAGGCUCAGGCCUGCAUUGCAUGCACAACCUUUGACUUGUUAGAACGAGGCAUGGAGGUUCACAUCGUGGCAGAUGCUGUUUCCUCUAGAAGUCAGACAGACCGGCUGUUUGCCCUGUCCCGCCUGAAGCAGAGUGGGGCAUACCUCACCACCACCGAAGGGGUCAUCCUGCAGCUUGUGCAGGAUGCCAGACACCCCAAUUUCAAAGAGAUCCAGAAGCUUCUGACACACCCCUCUCCCGAUACCGGCCUCCUGGCUUUCUUCAGUUCUUUAUAGAGAGGAGGGAAAGCAAAAGUGGAUACAGGAUCCCAACAGUCACGUCCCAGAGAUGCUUAUGAAGGAAACUUCCAUUCAAUAUUAAAAUUGUAAAGCCUUUAUGAAUAAAUAAAAUGUUAACUGUU
Messenger RNA from Brienomyrus brachyistius, 917 nucleotides. RefSeq names its product isochorismatase domain containing 2 (gene isoc2). The record is from RefSeq and is a predicted model, not a curated record. Lineage: Eukaryota; Metazoa; Chordata; Actinopteri; Osteoglossiformes; Mormyridae. Gene Ontology annotation, cellular component: cytoplasm. Bases 220 to 792 code for a protein of 190 amino acids. The transcript is spliced from 6 exons.